Messenger RNA from Otolemur garnettii (small-eared galago), 1383 nucleotides. RefSeq names its product zinc and ring finger 4 (gene ZNRF4). NCBI's taxonomy places the organism in Eukaryota, Metazoa, Chordata, Mammalia, Primates, Galagidae. Gene Ontology annotation, cellular component: nucleoplasm; cytoplasm. The record is from RefSeq and is a predicted model, not a curated record. Gene Ontology annotation, biological process: positive regulation of DNA-templated transcription; ubiquitin-dependent protein catabolic process; protein ubiquitination. Gene Ontology annotation, molecular function: ubiquitin protein ligase activity.
AUGCUCUUUGCAGAGAAGGCUGUCCAGGCCGCCAAGCCACCUAGACCAGCAGCUCCCGAGACCAGCCUUCCAAGUCACAAUGGUCGCCAGGCUGCUAUUGGGAGCACGCUCUGCCUAGAUCCACCAGGUCCCCGUGUCCUUGCUGCCCUGUCUCUAAGCCCCCCAACCCAUUCAACUCCCUGCCACUUGCAGCAGCAUCCUGGCCACGGGCCCCCGGGGAGGCCCUGGAGAUGCCCCACGGCCUCCUGUGUGCCGUCCCCAGCGGGACCUAGCUGCACACAACCUGAGGAGGGGGUGGCCAUGGGGCAGCAGUGGCCGGCCCCAGCCCUGGUGGCGGUGGUCGAGGCCUUGCUGAUCCUGUCGGUGCUGCUGGCACCCUCACAGGCAGUGGUGCGGGCUGUGCUGGAAGACAACGCAAGCACCGUGGACUUUGCAGACUUGCCGGCACUGUUUGGUGUCCCCCUGGCCCCGGAGGGCGUGCGGGGCUACCUGAUGGAGGCCAAGCCGGCUAAUGCGUGCCAGCCCAUCGAGGGCCCACAGCCAGGCAACCGCUCUCUGGGUGCCAUCGUGCUGAUCCGCCGCUACGACUGCUCCUUUGACCUCAAGGUGCUCCAUGCCCAGCGGGCCGGCUUCGAGGCGGCCAUCGUACACAAUGUCCGCUCCGACGACCUGGUGCGCAUGGCACACGUCUAUGAGGACCUGCGUAGCCAGAUCGCCAUCCCCUCGGUGUUUGUGGGCGAAGCUGCCUCACAGGACCUGCGGGUCAUAGUUCGCUGUGACAAGUCGGCCCAUGUGCUCCUCCUGCCUAACCACCCUCCUUGCCCUGACCUGGACUGCCACCCGGUGCUGGCUGUCUCCUGGGUGCUGGGACGAACCCUGGCCCUGGUCAUGUCUGUCACCUUUGUCCUACGUCGCCUGUGGCUCUGGGUCCGGGCCUGGUGGACACGAGGACCAGUGGUCAAGACACCCACCUGCCAGAAGGCCCAAGUCCGCACCUUCACACGGCGCAAUGACCUGUGUGCCAUCUGCCUGGAUGAGUAUGAGGAAGGUGACCAGCUCAAGAUCCUCCCCUGCUCUCACACCUACCACUGCAAGUGCAUUGACCCCUGGUUUGCCCAGGCCACCCGACGGUCCUGUCCCGUGUGCAAACAGUCAGUGGCUGGCACUGAAGAUGGCUCCGACUCCACUGCUGACAGCUUCUGUGAUGAGGACCCCUCUCUGCCUGGCCACCGGCCUCCAAUCUGGGCCAUUCAGGCCCGGUUGCGCUCCCGGAGGCUAGAGCUGCUGGCCCGAGGUGGCCCAUAUGGUCGCUGCAGCACCACAUCCCUGGUGGUGGCUGAGGCUGCGGCAGCAUCCUCUGACAGGUCCCCAGGACCUUCCUGA